AUGGCUUUGUCUGUGGACUCGGCUUUGUACCGUUGGCAGCGACUAGGAGCCAUAAGUCUCUCCCAGACUGUACCAGAAUCAACUCCACUGCUAUUUUCUGCCAGAGAUAGAUCAAAAGUCAACUUUAACAAGUGGAGGGUUGUGUUUCCGAACAACGGGAGACAGCAGAGAGACUGGGACCAAGCUUCUAGGUUUUAUUCUGGAAACAUGAUACAGACUACAAAAUACACAUGGUUUACUUUUUUGCCCAAAAAUCUUUUUGAGCAAUUUCACAGGCUAGCUAAUCUUUAUUUCCUCUUCCUAUUGGUUGUAAACUGGUUCCCACAAAUAGAAGUCUUCCACAGGGAAAUUACUAUGCUGCCUCUGAUUGUGGUACUGCUUGCCAGUUUGAUUAAGGAUGCUAUUGAAAACUAUAGAAAAUACCGAUUUGAUAAGAUGAUAAACUCCUCUAAAACCAAGGUCUAUGACAAGAAGGACCGUGCCUAUGUUGAAAAGUGUUGGAAAGAUGUACAAGUGGGGGAUUUUGUGCAGCUGCAGUGUAAUGAGACCAUCCCAGCUGAUAUCCUCUUGCUGUACUCCUCUGAUCAAAAUGGGAUCUGCCAUUUGGAAACAGCAAACCUUGAUGGGGAGACAAACCUUAAACAACGACGAGUCGUGAUAGGGUUCUCUGGCCAGAAUACUUUAUUUGAACCAGAAUUUUUCCAAAACACCAUCAUCUGUGAAAUGCCUAACAAUGAUCUCAAUAAAUUCAAAGGGUACAUGGAAAAGCCAAAUAACGAACGGAUUGGUUUUAACAUCGAAAGCCUUUUGCUUCGUGGAUGUACAAUCAGAAACACUGAGGUUGCAGUAGGAAUUGUUAUAUAUGCAGGUCACGAAACCAAGGCCAUGCUAAAUAACAAUGGUCCUCGUUAUAAGCGCAGCAAGAUAGAGCGACGGAUGAAUAUGGAUAUUUUCUUGUGUGUGGGACUUCUGUUCGCAAUGUGCCUUGUUGGAGCCAUAGGUCAUGGCAUCUGGGCUGGAAGCUUCUCAGAACAUCCACCUUAUGAUGUCCCAGAGGAGAAUGGCAAUUUUCUGUCUCCAGUUCUUGCUGGUUUCUACCUGUUCUUGACUAUGAUAAUCCUACUGCAGGUUUUAAUCCCCAUUUCUCUUUAUGUGUCCAUCGAGUUAGUCAAGUUGGGCCAAGUCUUCUUAAUUCACAAUGACAUUGACCUCUAUGAUGAAGAAGCAGAUUUGCCCAUUCAGUGCAGAGCCCUAAAUAUUACUGAAGAUCUUGGACAAAUUCAGUAUAUUUUCUCAGACAAAACUGGGACACUAACAGAAAACAAAAUGGUAUUCCGACGCUGUACUGUUGAUGGACAUGAGUUUUCACAUCAGGAAAAUGCCAAGCGCCUGGAAACCCAUAAGGAGUUGGAUUUAGAUGAUGCGGAUUUUGCAAAACUUCAACACUUCACACUUCCUUCCAUGAACACUGAAAGACCAGGCACUUAUAAUCAAAGGACCAUGAGACCCUUAAGGAGGUGCCAGAGUGCUAGAGCUCAUUUUCAGGGGCAUACACGGAAUAGGUCACUUGGUCGUCGUGACAGCAACCGAUCUCAAGUGGCAUUCAGCAGCACCAUUGAAAAGGAUGUGACUCCAGACAGCAGGCUGCUGAGAAGAGUGAGAGAAGCUGCACUCCAGACUGAAAAUCUCUCUCCUUUUAUGCAUAAGCAGACUGCCACAUCCCUUACUGACUUUUUUCUUGCCCUUGCCAUCUGCAAUACAGUCGUGGUCUCCACAGCUACUGAGCCAAGACAGAGGGUUACAGUCCCACCACCAAUAAAACCUUCAGGAAUCACCUUGGAGAAGAUUCAUCAGAUAUUUCAUCGGCUGAAGUUAGCAAGCCUCAGCCAGUCUUUUUCAUCAUCUCAGUCUAGUUCAGAGCUAGGAGCUAGCUUCAGUGCAAAGAACACCGGGGAGCACCUUGCUGCAUUGGAUUGCUGUGACGAGGACAACGACUGCUGUGACAGCAGUAGGGGCGCUGGGCUCCAGGACAAGGGCAGCACAGAUAUUGGCAGUGCUUCCUUGGAUGAGGUUUUUAAGUCUGUUACUCACGGUUCUUUGCCAACAGACUUCUGUUACGAGGCUGAGAGCCCAGAUGAGGCAGCACUUGUCUAUGCUGCACAGGCAUACAGUUUUACUUUAGUGUCCCGGACUCCUGAGCAGGUGACCGUACAGUUGCCACAAGGCACACUCUUGACUUUUGAUAUCCUCUACACUUUGGGAUUUGACUCAGUAAGGAAAAGGAUGUCUGUAGUGGUGAGACACCCUCUAACCAAGGAGGUCAUUGUCUACACAAAAGGAGCUGACUCUGUUAUAAUGGACUUGCUGGAAGACUCUGGCAAAGCUGACACUUACGCAGAGAGGAGAAGGAAAAGAAUAAAAGACAGAACACAGAAGCAUCUGGACUACUAUGCCCGAGAUGGCCUCCGAACUCUGUGCAUAGCUAAGAAGGUCUUGAAUGAGGAUGACUUUCAAAAAUGGGCCAAUUUUCGUCGAGAGGCAGAAGCUGCUAUUGACAACAGAGAGGAUCUGUUAAUGGAGACAGCACAGCAUCUGGAGACCAAACUCACCUUGCUGGGGGCAACAGGGAUUGAAGAUCGGCUGCAAGAUGGAGUGCCUGACACUAUCGCAGCUCUUCGAGAAGCUGGGAUACAGAUCUGGGUGUUGACAGGAGACAAACAGGAAACAGCAGUUAACCUUGCAUAUUCCUGUAAACUCCUGAACCAAAGGGACACUGUCUUCACCAUAAACACAGAAAAUAAGGAAACUUGCGAAUCACUCUUGAAUUUAACCUUGGAAGAAGUGAGAAAGAAUUACGAGGUUGAAAAACCACGGAGGAAAUUUUUUGACUUUAUCCCAACAUCUUUAUCAGCCUGUGAGGUGCCCAGUCCUGAGUUUGGACUGGUGAUUGAUGGCAGAACGCUGAGUGUCAUCUUCCAGGGGGGCCUGGAGGAGAAGUUCCUGGAGCUGACGAGGCACUGCCGCUCGGUGCUGUGCUGCCGUUCCACCCCCCUCCAGAAGAGCAUGGUGGUCAAGCUUGUUCGGAGGCAGCUAAAAGUGAUGACCCUGUCGAUAGGUGAUGGUGCAAAUGAUGUAAGUAUGAUUCAAGCAGCUGAUGUUGGGAUUGGAAUAUCUGGCCAAGAAGGCAUGCAGGCUGUGAUGGCUAGUGACUUUGCAGUAUCCCGAUUUAAGCAUCUCAAAAAACUACUUCUCGUCCAUGGACAUUGGUGUUACACUCGCCUGGCAAAGAUGGUGAUAUACUUUUUCUACAAAAACGUGAGCUACGUCAACCUGCUCUUCUGGUACCAGUUCUUCUGUGGGUUCUCAGGCAACACAAUGAUAGAUUAUUGGCAGAUGAUUUUUUUCAAUCUUUUCUUCACCUCAAUGCCACCUCUGGUCUUUGGAAUCCUGGAUAGAGAUGUUUCUGCAGAAACACUUCUGGGUUUGCCUGAGUUGUACAAGAAUGGGCAAAAUUCAGAGAUAUACAAGCUGUCAACGUUCAUUAUUACAAUGUUGGACGCCUUCUAUCAGAGUCUUAUUUGCUUCUUUGUCCCCUAUUUGAUGUACAAGGACUCCGAUAUAGAUGUGUUUUCCUUUGGAAACCCCAUCAAUACCAUUUCCCUCCUGACCAUCCUAUUGCACCAGGCUCUAGAAAUUAAAACAUGGACACUGUUCCACUGGAUCACGAUGAUUGGGAGUGUGGUGAUUUACUUCGUCUUCUCUCUGAUCUACAAUGCUGCCUGCGUGGUCUGCAACCCUCCCACCAACCCCUACUGGAUCAUGGAGAAACAGCUUUCAGAACCCACCUUCUACUUACUCUGUCUUAUUACCCCAGUCAUCGCACUCUUGCCAAGGUUCUUUAUUUUCGCUCUGCGAGGAACCUUUGGAACAUCUCUGAUACUGAAAGCUCAGCAGCUAGAUAAGCUUCCUAAAGAGCAACAGGAUCUUGAAAUCCAGAAACUGAGGUCAAGAAAACAAACAACUUCUGAUGCACCUGUAGCAUCACCAGCACCUAAUGAUGAUCUCGACCAAAACAUCAUCCACUUAUGUUUGUCACCAUUUUUACAUCCAGCAGCAGCAACUGUAUCUCAUAGGGACACAGAAAGCCAGGGACUUUCCACCUCUGAAGUGAAUCCUCUCAAGAAAUGGACACCUGAAGAAGGCUACUAUUUCUUUAAUAGGUGGGCAGAGGAAGAAUACAUUGCUACAGAAUCUUCAGCAGGACCUUUCGCUGGUCAUUGCCCCCUAGUACCCAGUAGGGUAACAUCUCCUGGACAGGACAGUGGCAAACCAACUAAAGAUAAAGGUGAAAACUUUAACCAUGGAAGCCAUCGACGCUCUGUGAGUGCAGUGACACUCUGA
Molecule: messenger RNA, 4401 nt
Organism: Cygnus atratus (black swan)
Lineage: Eukaryota; Metazoa; Chordata; Aves; Anseriformes; Anatidae
Gene: ATP10B
Product: ATPase phospholipid transporting 10B (putative)
Exons: 22
Coding region: 1-4401 (1466 amino acids)
Biological process (GO): phospholipid translocation
Cellular component (GO): plasma membrane
Molecular function (GO): ATP binding; ATP hydrolysis activity; ATPase-coupled intramembrane lipid carrier activity
Source: RefSeq, a predicted model, not a curated record